Molecule: messenger RNA, 210 nt
Organism: Fomitiporia mediterranea MF3/22
Lineage: Eukaryota; Fungi; Basidiomycota; Agaricomycetes; Hymenochaetales; Hymenochaetaceae
Exons: 2
Biological process (GO): endocytosis; eisosome assembly; negative regulation of protein kinase activity
Cellular component (GO): eisosome filament; plasma membrane
Molecular function (GO): lipid binding
Source: RefSeq, a predicted model, not a curated record
AUGUUUCGGACAGCGGCAACGAAGAUUGCGCACAACUCUACACUACCUGCUCUGGCGGGUAAUAAGGAUCUGAAGCCGCUUCAAGAACUGAUUACGUCGGAGAAGUCUGUUUUACAGUCACUCCAGAAACUCAGCAAUGAUUUGGCAAAGGCUAGCGAAUGCCUCCGCCACUGGGGGAUGGGAGAAGGCGAUGAUCUCCAAGACGUCCUU